AUGGAAAGAAGAAGUGGAUACCCUUGCUCUAACAGUAGCAACAGCAACAACAACAACAACAAUAACAACAGAAGUAAUCAUUAUAAUCCGUACAGAAAGAACUCAAGUACUGGAGAGAGUGGCAACAACAGACAAUCAAAGGAAUCACCAGCAUGUGAGCUAGUGAAUCUACCAACGAUCGUUGCUGUUCAAAAGGAGACUGACCAAGCCAAACUAAAGGCAAGACAGAAGGAAAUUGACUAUGGCAAGAAUACGAUCGGGUACGAUAAAUAUCUUGAAGCUGUUCCAAAGAGGAAUCGCGAGAAACAUCAUCCCAAAACACCAGACAUCCACCAGAGAUGCAGUCGACGUAGUUGGGUCGGACAGAUCAAAAAGUGGAGGAAGGAGCUUCAUAAGUAUGACCCAGAGGAUAAUCAACAAGAUAUUGACUUUAACGACUCUGCUGACGAGGUGGCCACUGUAGAAACAGAUCACAAUGACAACAACAACAACGCUGGCACUGAGGACCUAGAGCAGAACCAACAGUUGCUAUCAUCAUUGUUGUCUGUGGCCGCUACAACAACAACCACAACCACUUCACCGUCAACAUCUCAAUAG
Molecule: messenger RNA, 597 nt
Organism: Acytostelium subglobosum LB1
Lineage: Eukaryota; Evosea; Eumycetozoa; Acytosteliales; Acytosteliaceae
Exons: 3
Coding region: 1-597 (198 amino acids)
Biological process (GO): mRNA 3'-end processing by stem-loop binding and cleavage; mRNA transport
Cellular component (GO): cytoplasm; histone pre-mRNA 3'end processing complex
Molecular function (GO): mRNA binding; histone pre-mRNA stem-loop binding
Source: RefSeq, a predicted model, not a curated record